AUGCUUCCGAGGUUACUGAUCCUUCUAACCGGCCUUGCCGCCAUCGCCACCGCCUACAAAAUCGUCCUGUUCGUUCCAGCAAUGGCAAAUAGUCAGGUAGAGGAUCCUUGAAAAUCUCUUCUUAUCAAAAAUAUCAGGUUCAAUACAACGCUCGGGUGGCUGACACUCUGGCAGAAGCUGGUCAUGACGUCUCAAUGGCUUUCACGAUCUUCUUCAAAGAGUUCGACUAUUCCGAUGUCAAGAUCAAUCCCAAAGUUAAAAGUUAGUCUAGUUUGAGUUUUUGAAAACCUAAAAGUUUUUAGAGGAGGAGAAAAAAGUAUUAGGAUGUACUGUAGUGACACCUAGAGAGGUGAAAAAAGAUAAGUAAAAACUGAGGUUUCAGAAAUUUCUUACGCGGAUUUCAAAUCUGUUCUCAAAAAUUGUCACCGAGGUCUAUGAAAAAAAUUAGAAGCUCUCAAAAGUCAAAAAUUUCAAAUUCCGUGAGCGAUUUUUGGUGAGUACAUAGAUCUUGUCCCACUGAUAGCAGAAAACCGACUAUUUUUCUACCAAACAUUUUUUGAGCUUAUAUAUGAAGAAAACCAAAACACCAAAAAGAGGAUCGAAAAAAAUUCUUAUAAAAAGAUAAAAUUUCUUCUUUAAAGUGAUUACUUGAAUGAAAGCUGGGGAAGUUUGAUAACCUUCUAAAGAGACCACUUGAAAUUUUUCACACAAACUGGAAAAAAAUAUAUUAAACGCCUCUUGAAAAAUUGAGUGAUUUCAUUAAUUGUAAAUUGUUCAUUUCCAGUAUACAAUGCCGAAGCGUUCGUCGAAGAGUUUAACAAAAACCGAGAUGGAGGAAAGUCAAUCGAAACGAAUCUUUAGAGUAAACCAUUCUUCAUUUAUCUCAAUUUAAAAUAUGAUUUUUUUCCAGGAUUCGACCGCCUUCGACCUCGAAAACAUGAGCCACAUGAAGAAGGUUACGAGGAUGCUGACGACUGGAUGUAGAAGUGAGUUUCUUAGAAAUUCUUUCAUAAAUCAAUAUAACUCUACAGAACUCCUACAAAACAAGCCGUUCCUGAAAUGGCUCGAGGACGAGAAAUUUGACGUCGCAUUCAGUCACAUGUACACGACGUGUCCGAUUGGCUUGAUCCACAACGCGAAAAUCCCGUCUUGGGUCUGGUUGAACAGGUGGGAAAAUUUUAGUGAAGAAGAAGAAAUUUUGAAAUGCGGCAAAAAUGUGAAAAUCAAGCUGAAAGAGACCACGAUAAGGAUAUGGGCCAAAGUCAAAAAAAUUUUUAAAAAAACUCAUAAAAAUUUUUUUGAAGUUGCGUUUCAGUCAUUUUUAAAAGCUUUUUUUAUGACGGCUGAAAACGAAAAAAAGGCUGAAAAUAAUCAAAAAAAAUCACUCCGAGGUUAAGAAUUAUAUUUUUUUCUAGGCUUCCAUCGGAAAAAAAUUCAAAACUUGAAGUUGAAAAAAAGCUCCGAAUAGAAUAUUUCAAGAUCUAUUCUUUUUUUCUGUCAGAUAGUAUUUCAAGCGGUUUUCUCAAGUUUUGAUGCUAUGGGUAGAUAUUUCGAAACCAAAAAAGAUCAUCUUAAAAAUUUGUUUCACGAUCUGUGAAAACAAAUUGAAAAAAUUCCAGUGGAGCCUUGAUGGAUUACGUUGCCGACGUGAUCGGAGUCCCAAUCAUCCCAAGCUACAUUCCACGUUCGUUUUUUUAUAUGUUUUGCAAAACCCUGACCGCAUGUAGAAUGGCUCGACGAUCUUUUUGAUAAAGUUGAAAUUCUUGAUAAUCAAGCCAUUCUCAUUGCGACCAACUUUUCAAAAGUUCAAUAAAAAAUUCUAGCGAUGUUGAUGGAGGCGACGGACACGAUGACGUUCUACGAGAGAACCAAGAGUUUCAUCGGUCACGGUCUGAUGAAAGCGAUUUGGCCGAGGCUCAUGCCAGCACUGGAGACGCAGAUUUUCCGUGAGGAAAUCGAUCCCAACUUCCCGAGUCUUCUUGAUGUCGCCGCGACUUGCCCAUUGGUAAGUACCGACUACUGAAAUUUUCGAAAAAACGUCACCUUCCAGUUAAAUCUCGGAGAAUAAAAGAUUGGGGAUAUUAAAAACAGAAAAGUAAGUUUAAGACAAGAAGGUGAUUGGAGUAAGUAGGGGAUGCAGAAUCUUCAAGGAUUUUUCAGCCUUGAGGGCGAAUUUCCUCUCGAAACCACAGGUCAAUAAAAAAAAAUAAUUUUUUUGACUAUAAAAAAAAAAGAAAGAACUAUACAGAAUGAAAGGAAAUAUGGUAAAAUCAAGACUGAAAAAAUUUAUAAGGCACGAAAUUAAUGGCUCGACGUCUAACAGCUGCGAAACAGUUACAAAAACAAAAUCUAAGCUCAAAAGUUGUCGCAGAGAUAUUUCAAAAACUACUCUUCAAUUUUCAGGUUAUUGUCAACACGAAUGAGAUCUACGAUAUUCCAAGGCCAACCCUGGACAAAGUCGUCAAUAUUGGAGGACUUGGAGUCGGAUUUGGCGACGCCAAGCCUUUGACUGGGGUUUUUUCAAUCCUUCCUACAAAAACUCAGUAUAAAAUUUCCAGGAAUUCAAAGAAAUUGCCGAAAAAGCCGAAGGAAUGGUCGUUUUCUCGUUUGGCUCAGUGGCGGCGGCUCACAAAAUGCCUGAAGAAUGGAAAGAAGCCUUCCUGGAAGCUUUCAAGUUGGUAAAAUCUUGAGAAAUUCUAUGAAAUCGUUGAAUAUAGGGAGUUCCCGAAAUACCACUUCUUGUUGCGGUACGUCGAAGAUGAUCUUAAAGGUGAUGAUAAAAUUAAAAAAUCUCUUAUUGAGUUAUUUUUAGACCGACUUCCACCCAAUGUUCACACCUUCAAGUGGCUUCCCCAGAAGGAUCUUCUCCUUCACAAGAAAACCAAGGCUUUGAUCACCCAUGGAGGAUAUAACAGUCUUCAGGUAUCGGAAAAAAUAUAUUUUAGCAUGUAGAAUGGCUCGACGCGUAACGUCUGCGAAGCAGUAAGAAAAAGGCGAAAUCUGAAGAGAGCUCAAAAAUUGUCGCAGAGGUCUAUGGGAGUAGUUAUGGCCGCUUGAAGCUGGGAAAAUCGACCACCGCCUUGAAUUAAAAUGACUUCUUAAACUUGGAGCGGUUAUAAUCAAAUGUAUCAAGAUCCAGUUCUGAUUAUAAAUUCGAAAAAUGAAGAAACUACGUCAUGUGGUAGUUCUAAUUUCAUUCAAAAGUCUUUUUUAUCAGUUUAGACCGUUGAAUAAAAAUCUUGAGCCAUUCUACAUGCGACCAUCGAGUUUGAAGGUGCAACAAGUUAAUUGUAUAAAAUUCAGGAAGCGAUUUCCGCGGGAGUUCCUUUGAUUACCAUUCCACUCUUCGGUGAUCAACCGAAGAAUGCCAUGCUCGCCAAGAAACACGGUAAUUUACUAGAAGUACUAGAAACCUCUAAAACACGGCCGGAAUAAUUUUUUUAAUAUCGGUUAGAAAUCCGAAAAAAAUUUAAUUUUUUUACAAGAUCCGAUUUUUUUGAGAAACUUAGUUUCAAAGUUCAAAAAAAUCCCCAAAUUUUUUUGUUGAAUAGAAAAUUUAACAACUUUCAAGUCUUUCUCAGAAAUUUAGGCAGGUUGAAGCGUUCAAGAUCUUCACCUAAGCCUCCAAAGAAUUUCCUAGUCAAUCAACGGAAAAAAAAAAAUCUAAUUUUCAUCUUCUGAAAAAGAAGCUGAAUCCGAAUAUGAACGAUAUCUUUCCAGGCUUCGCCGUUGAGAUCAAAAAAGGUACCCUCAACAAAGAAAAUAUCGUCAAGGAAAUCAGGGCAGUUCUUACUGACGACAGGUAUCUUUUUUAUCAUAAUUUCGAGAAUCAGAAUAUUUUCAGCUAUUCUCGGAAUGUCAAAAGAUUGUCAGCCAUGACAAGAAGCAAACCGAUUCCCCCAGCGACUUUGUUGGUCCGUUGGACCGAGUUUUUGGCCGAGUUCAAGACCCUCGACAACUUGGUACAUCUUAAUCGGAAUAAAAUAUCGAAUCCAAAAAAUUGCAGAUACCUGCCGGGCAGAAGCUCAACUUCUUCCAGUACCAUUCACUCGACGUCAUGGCCUUUUUAUUGGCCGCAAUUCUUCUAAUUCUUUUCAUUUUGUACAAAAUUGUCAAAUUUGUCGCUUGUUUCGUUAUUCGGAAAGUUAAGAGCUUACUCGGCUAUGGAAAAACUGAAAAAGUCAAGCAACAGUAG
Molecule: messenger RNA, 4195 nt
Organism: Caenorhabditis auriculariae
Lineage: Eukaryota; Metazoa; Nematoda; Chromadorea; Rhabditida; Rhabditidae
Source: the annotation of a GenBank genome assembly